Messenger RNA from Xylaria bambusicola, 1632 nucleotides. Its product is annotated as feruloyl esterase B. The coding region runs from base 1 to 1632 and encodes 543 amino acids. The transcript has 4 exons. The record is from RefSeq and is a predicted model, not a curated record. NCBI's taxonomy places the organism in Eukaryota, Fungi, Ascomycota, Sordariomycetes, Xylariales, Xylariaceae.
AUGGCUAGAAUAGCGUGGAGGUUGUCCGCGGCUCGCUUCUUUCUUGCCCUAGCGAUAAGCACGAGCGUUGGUGCUGUCGAUUUCAAGAGCAAAUGUCUCGCAUUCGAUCCGGAAUCGUAUAUCCCGAACGUGACAUUGAACCGCCUUGAAUUUGUCACUGCUGGGACGAACCUCGCAUUCCCGGACAACGACGCCUCGUGUAAUCGGGCGAGUCAAGCCGUCGAUGUUGACUUGUGCCGAAUUGCGCUGUCGGUCACGACGUCGCAGCGGUCGGGGUUUCAUUACGAGUUGUGGCUUCCUGAGACGUGGAAUGGGCGUACGUUGGCUACUGGGAAUGGCGGCGUUGAUGGGUGUAUCAAGUAUGAGGAUAUUGCAUAUGGUGCUGCUAAUGGAUUCGCAAGGUACACCUUCGGCACAAAUAACGGCCAUAAUGGAACCGGCGGUGCAGCCUUCUACAAGAACGAGGAUGUUGUGAUUGACUUCAGUUGGAGAGCGCUUCAUACCUCCGUUGAGGUCGGAAAGAAUCUCGCGUCACUUUUCUACGAUGAAGAUAUAGGAAAAUCCUAUUACAUAGGAUGUUCACUGGGCGGCCGCCAAGGGAUCGGGAACGCAGAGAAAUUUCCAGAGGAUUUCGACGGCAUUGUAGCCGGGGCGCCUGCUGUCGACUUUAACAGCCUUUACUCCUGGAGAGCCAGUUUCUUUCCCAUAACAGGGGAUACCAAAUCAGAAGAUUUCAUAUCCCCAAAUACAUGGAAGACGACAAUACACAAUGAAGUCCUCAAACAAUGCGAUAUUAUUGAUGGAGUCGAGGACGGCAUUAUUGAAGACCCGAUACUCUGCCACGUCGAUACACAGCAGCUUCUGUGUGGGUUCAACAACAGCACUUCGACGGAUUGUCUUAAUGCAGCCCAGGUUAAAAAGGUUCAGGCGAUAUUCAGUGACUAUCUCUGGCCGAAUGGCACGCUUUUGUACCCAAGGGUGAAUCCAGGAGGCGAAUUACUCGCUGCUGAUGGACUAUACUCGGGCAAGGCAUACGGCCCGUCAGUAGACUGGUUCAAGUACGUGAUACUGGGAGAGCCAUCGUGGGACCCGGCAACGUACACACUAGACGAUGCCGCACUAGCUGUCGCGAAGAACCCCGCCGACAUUGACACUUGGCCGUAUGCGCUGAGUGCGUUCCAAGAUCACGGGGGCAAGAUCAUCACAUAUCACGGACAGCAAGACCAGCAGAUCUCAAGCCUGAAUUCCGUUCGGUUUUGGGAAAGGUUGGCGAAAGAAGCAGACUUCGAUCUGGAGAAGAUGGACACAUUCUACCGUUUCUUCAGGAUCCCUGGCAUGUAUCAUUGUGGCACUGGUCCGGGUGCUUGGACUGUUGGGCAAGGAGGGAGUGCACCUGCGUAUGCCAUCCCGUUUGACAAAGAACACAACGUUCUAGCUGCGAUUGUCGAUUGGGUCGAGAAGGGAGUCGCCCCGGAUGAAAUUGUAGGGACAAAGUUCGUGAAUGAUAGUGUCGGCGCCGGAAUCAUGUAUCAGCACCGUCAUUGCAGAUAUCCUUACCGAAGCACGUAUUCGGGCGCGGGAGACCCUCUGGACAUCGACAGUUGGCACUGUGUUUAUUUUGGUGGCUAUUAG